Poecilia latipinna (sailfin molly) is the source of this 2143-nucleotide messenger RNA. RefSeq names its product citron Rho-interacting kinase-like. Gene Ontology annotation, biological process: protein phosphorylation; mitotic cytokinesis. The transcript has 13 exons. Gene Ontology annotation, molecular function: ATP binding; protein serine/threonine kinase activity. NCBI's taxonomy places the organism in Eukaryota, Metazoa, Chordata, Actinopteri, Cyprinodontiformes, Poeciliidae. The record is from RefSeq and is a predicted model, not a curated record. Bases 130 to 1845 code for a protein of 571 amino acids.
GAAACGCGCAAAAUUUGAAAGUUCACCCGGAAACAACAGCGGGAAUAGAGAGGGCUUAUCGCUGCGUCUAUGUUACCAUUGUAUUAUUAUUGUCUGCAUGGCAGUGUGGUUAUCUGGGGUUAGGGAAACAUGUUGAAAUUUAAAUACGUCAGUCAGGGAACCCUGAAAACACCUUGCUCCUCCGCUGACCCAAUCACCAGUCGCAGCUUGCGCCUCAACCAGGUGUUUCAGGGAAGAGUGAGCUUGUGCGGCGGUCAGCAGGGAGGAUGCAGCUUAGGACGGGAGGAGUUUCUGGAGGCUCUGUUGCUUCUCUACCAAGAGUGCACAUCCCCUGAGCUAAUGAAGAUUCAACAUGUGGCAAAGUUUGUCCAUAAAUUUUCUGAGGCAGUCUCCGAGCUGCGUGCCCUGCAGCCAGCGGUUCAUGACUUUGAGCUACGUGCAGUGGUCGGCCGUGGUCGCUUUGCUGAAGUUCGAGUAGUUCGAGAAAAAGCCACUGGUGAUGUUUGUGCACUGAAAACGAUGAACAAGGCCGUGCUACGCACUCAAGAAAAUGUUGUUUUUCAUGAGGAGGAACGCAGGAUUCUGGCUCUGAACAGUAGUCCAUGGAUUCCACAACUUCUUUUUGCCUUUCAGGAUAAAGAUCACGUCUACCUGGCCAUGGAGUACUUGCCAGGCGGUGACCUGAUGUCUCUGCUGAACCGAUACGAGGAUCAAUUUGACGAGUCAAUGGCUCAGUUUUAUUUGGCUGAGUUGGUAGAAGCCAUUCAGACAGUCCACCAGCUGGGUUACGUCCACAGAGAUGUCAAACCAGAAAACAUUCUCAUCGACCGGACUGGUCACAUUAAGCUCGCCGAUUUUGGAUCAGCUGCCAAGUUGACUGCAAACAAAACCGUAGCCACUGCCACAGUCCCUGUUGGAACCCAGGACUUUCUGUCCCCAGAGGUCCUGACAGUCAUAAACGGCGGCUCUCAGAGCACCUACGGGGUUGAGUGCGACUGGUGGUCCCUUGGCGUUAUUGCAUAUGAGAUGAUCUACGCCAAGUCUCCUUUUUCUGAUGCCACAUCUACCAAGACCAUCAACAACAUUCUUAAUUUUCAGCGUUACUUAAAGUUUCCAGAAGAGCCUCAUGCCAGUAAGCAGUUUGUUGACUUGGUGCGGGGCUUGCUGUGUGGAGCGAGAGAGCGUCUGGGCUACCAGGGACUGCGGUGUCACGCCUUCUUCUCAAAUGUAGACUGGAACAACUUAAGACAAGUUCCGCCGCCUUUCGUUCCUGCGUUGCAUGCUGAGGAUGACGCCUCUAAUUUUGAGGAGCCGGAGCAGGCUGCCCCCUGGCCAGCCUCAGCAACCCAGCGAGGAGCUGUGCCAGCAGGCUUCCGGGGCCAGGAUCUGCCCUUUCUAGGCUGGUUCUUCAGCAGAGCAUUAACAGCAUUGGCCAAAUCUGAGUCAGUGUCUGCAGGCCUCAACUCACCUGCUAAGACCAACUCCAUGGAAAAGAAGCUUCAUCUGAAAAGCAAAGAAUUACAGGAAACUCAAGACAAAUGCCAUAAGAUGGAGCAAGAAAUCUCCAGGUUCCAGCGUAAAAUGACUGACCUGGAGUCAGUGCUCCACCAGAAGGAUGUGGAGCUGAAGGCGUCCGAGACGCAGAGAAGCAUCCUGGAGCAAGACCUCGCCACCUACAUUACUGAGUGCAGUAGCCUGAAGCGGAGCUUGGAGGAGGCACGCGUCGAGGUCUCCAGAGAGGACGAUAAGGCCAUGCAGCUGCUGCACGACAUAAGAGAACAGAGCAACAAGCUGCAAGAAAUUAAGGAACAAGUAUGUCAUGGGGGGAGGGGAAAAAAACCCUAAGGUUUAAUUUUUCCCACUCGCAACAUUGGAGUCUUUUCCAAGUCUUCUGUAAAUUUUCAGGGUUUAUUUUAAGCCAUAUUUGAUAGCAGAGUGAGUGAGGAAGCAGUGAGAUAAUAUUUCCCCCUCUGUGUGUCUGUUACACAGACGGGGCUUCCCCUCUGGGUGGCCGACACUCAUAAAGGUCAUCAGAGCAGAUGGCAUCCCUGCAAGGUUCAAAACAUGAGCAAUUGACCAAGAGGUUCUCCCAACCACCAUACAGGGGGCAGGGGGACACCCAGUAAUUACACUGGCUCAAACA